Messenger RNA from Leguminivora glycinivorella, 1897 nucleotides. RefSeq names its product short chain dehydrogenase/reductase dpmpG-like. The coding region runs from base 260 to 1069 and encodes 269 amino acids. Gene Ontology annotation, cellular component: cytoplasm. Gene Ontology annotation, molecular function: oxidoreductase activity, acting on the CH-OH group of donors, NAD or NADP as acceptor. NCBI's taxonomy places the organism in Eukaryota, Metazoa, Arthropoda, Insecta, Lepidoptera, Tortricidae. The transcript is spliced from 5 exons. The record is from RefSeq and is a predicted model, not a curated record.
AUUAAAAUAAAAAAAUAACACGGUUUACUUCCAUCUUUAUCCAUGAUAACAUAUCAAGAUCAAGGUACAGAUUGCUUCAUUCGUGGAGUAGUGUGCUUUGGUUCGUAUUGUCAUGCUAUUAAAGUUUAUGCUCGACAAAUUUGCGCUUCGACGACAAUAGCGCUAUUGUAAAGAUUAAAUAACACGAUAGGUACAGUAUAUAAAAGUUACGUCAAAAGAGAUAAAUAUACAUUGGACAAAACACCACACAUAUCAUAACAUGGCAGGACUAGCGGAAAUUACCGGAAAGACUUGCCUGAUCACAGGAGGUGCUUCUGGUUUAGGUGCGUUAUACGCUGAAGCUUUCCUGCGUGAAGGAGCUAAGCAUGUAGCUAUACUGGAUAUAGCAGAGGAUAAAGGGAAAGAAACAGCUGCGCAAUUGAAUAAAACAUAUCCCGGAAAAGUGGUAUUUGUUAAGUGCGACGUCAGCGAUGAAGACAGCAUUUCAAAAAGUUUCAACCAAGUUGUGGACACAGUCAAACAGUUGGAUGUGGUGAUCAACAACGCCGGGAUUUUAAACGACUCGCAUGCUCUUUGGAGAAAAUCCUGUGAUGUUAACUGGCAAGGUUUGGUGUCCUUUUCAAUGAAAGCCGUCAAGCACAUGCGAAAAGAUGAAGGUGGGGCAAGCGGGACCAUUGUUAACAUUGCUUCCGUGGCAGCUCUAAUCCCAGUGGGGUCUACCCCCAUCUACAAUGGGUCCAAAGCUGCAGUGCUACACUUUAGUAAAAGUCUUUCGCAACCUCCCUUUCAAGAAACAACUGGAAUAAGAGUAUUAACCAUAUGUUUCGGACCAACAGACACGGCUCUCAUGACUGAGCUGAAUGGAAGAGUAUAUGAUCAAAAAGUUGGUGAAGGUUUUUCGACCGUCAUACAAGAGAUUAUUACCAUGGGAGCUGAAUCAGCCGUAGCAGCCUUCAUGGCAAUGUUCAAGAACGGUCCUAACGGCUCCGUGUGGCUGUCAGAGAAGAAUCUACCCGUCCAAGACAUCACGCCCAAGCUGGAAGCCUAUUACAAGUCAUUUACUGGUUAAAUUAUACAUUUGCUGUGUUUGCUUUUGCAACUUUUUACAAUAUGUAUAUAAUAACAUGAAUAACAUAUACAAUAACUAGGAUUUGCCCGCGGCAUCGCUCGCGAUAGAAAGUGACAAAAAGUAGCCUAUGUCACUCUCCAUCCCUUCAACUAUCGCCACUUAAAAAAUCACGACAAUUCGUCGCUCCGUUUUGUCGUGAAAGACGGACAAACAAACAGACACAUACACUUUCCCAUUUAUAAUAUUAGUAUGGAUUGAGCCUAUAUACGUCCCACUGCUGGGCACAGGCUUCCUCUCACGCAUGAGAUGGCUCGGGCUAUAGUCCCCACGCCAUCGCCAGCCCAAUGCGGAUUGGCGACUUCUCAUUUACCUCUGAAUUUCAUCGCAGAUUUAUACAGGUUUCCUCACGAUGUUUCCCUUAACCGAAAAGCUAGCUAUGGUAAAUGUCAAAUUACAUUUCGUACAUAAGUUCCAUAUAGUAUAAGUAUAAAUAUCUGGGCGACCGAGCUUCGCUCGGUUCUAUUUUAACAGGGUGUCCACUACCAAAUCCAAAAAAAAAUCCCUGACUUUUCCCUGACUUUCCAUGACCAUUUAAGAAAAAAUCCCUGACCAAAUGUUCUUUCUAUGAUGAUAUUUUUACCACUUUUGCUUGGGGUUACAAAAAAAACUUUUUUUUUGUCAUAAAAAAAACCCGAAAAAAGCAAUUUCCAAGGUUCCGUUCCUCAAAAAGGAAAAACUCUGUCCGUCUGUCACAACCAAUUUUUUCUGGAAUAUAUUUGUUUUCUAAAGUACGAAAUAUUAAAAUUUGCGAGGCAGUUCAUACUUUUA